Molecule: messenger RNA, 1045 nt
Organism: Medioppia subpectinata
Lineage: Eukaryota; Metazoa; Arthropoda; Arachnida; Sarcoptiformes; Oppiidae
Source: the annotation of a GenBank genome assembly
CAGUCAGAGACACUCUCUUAUAGUGAACUCACUUUUCAUUCAAUAUUCAAUACAAAUUCAGUUUUAGUCAAACCACUCGUUAUAGUGAACACAAUUGUGUUAACCAUUUGUCUGUGCCUUUAAUCUUAACGUCAAGUCUAUUAUUAUAUAAUAUAUAAUCACAACAAAACCAAUUGCAAAGUCUGUCCCCAAAAGCCAAGUCUUUCAUCACUAAUAAAAGUAAACAAAAUCCACAGGAAAUAUACACCAAAUCAGUUGCCAUCAAAGCCGUAGACCAAAGUCAUCGACAGUAAUAACAAUGAGUCUUAAGGAAAGUCUAUUCAAGUCGACGAAAGAGAAGACAUUCGCCAACGAAGAGUCGUUGCCAUCACUACCGGUGCCCACACUUCGGCCAACACUGGACUGUUAUCUGGACUCAGUUCGCGCCAUCGCUGGUGACCAACAGUACGAGACAUCGGCGGAGAUGUGUCGCCGAUUCGAGGCCGGCGUCGGACUAACGCUUCAACACAUGUUUGAGAAACGGACACAAAAUAGCAAGAAUUGGUUAACCAAUUGGUGGUUAGAUUAUGCAUAUCUCAUGCAAAGGUCGCCAUUGAUUCCCUUCUCCAAUAUUAACGGUGUUUUCCCUNGGUGGUUAGAUUAUGCAUAUCUCAUGCAAAGGUCGCCAUUGAUUCCCUUCUCCAAUAUUAACGGUGUUUUCCCUUCAUUUGACUUCUGGCCCCAUAAGAGCGGCACUCGGACCCAAAGGGCCGCCCUCUUCGGACACUACACUCUUGAGUUUCAUCAUAUGUUGCGAAAGGAACAAUUAAGAGUGACUAAAAUCAAAGGCAACAUCUGGUCGAUGGAUCAGUUCAGGUAUUUGUUCAAUACAUGUCGAAUACCCGGCGAAGAAAAGGAUACACUUAUCAAUACGUUUAAAACUGAAAAUGAGGGACCGAUGCCUUCGACCAUAUCUAUAGUGCUGUGCAGAGGAUAUAUCUUUGCCUUUGAUUACAUAGUCGACGGCCAAUAUCUGACGGCACCUGAAAUCGAGACUCAACUCAAU